CAACAACAACAACAACAACAACAACAAAAGAAAACAAAACAGAAAUUCUUUUUGUUACCUUUAUAAUUUUUGUAAAUCGAGCGCGCGGAUUAGGCGCGUCGACAAUUUCUUCCGUAAAUUUUUAACGCAGCGCGUUCAAAAAGUCGGCAACAUAACGGCGCAAUUAUUGAACAGUUUUCUCAAGGGUAGUCCCCACCAGACCACCAUAGAUAUAAUGCAAAAGCUCUAUGCUGAGCCGCCGCCCAGCAGCGCGCCAGUUAGCAUGUCUAGUGCUGGCGGCGCUCCAUCUUCGGGCGGCGGUGGCGGAGGCGGCGGCGGAGGUGGUGGUGGUGGCGGCGGUGGCUCUAUCCCGACUAGCAACAACAAUCCCAAUCCCACCUCCAAUGGCGGCAGCAUGAGUCCAUUGGCGCGCUCCGCUUACACCAUGAACAGCAUGGGUCUAACAGUGGGCGGCAUGUCCUCCGUUUCGCCACAAGCGGCGGCCACCUUUGGCGCCAGUGUCCUAGACUCUGCGGCGGCGGUGGCCAGCAUGAGCGGCAGCAUGGGAGCGGCAGCGGCUAUGAACUCCAUGGGCGGCAACUGCAUGACCCCCAGCUCGAUGAGCUACGCGAGCAUGGGCUCGCCUCUGGGCAACAUGGGCGGCUGCAUGGCCAUGUCGGCGGCGAGCAUGUCGGCGGCUGGCUUGGGCGGCAGCUACGGAUCGAUGCCACCAGGCACGCGGGACAUGGAGCCCGGCUCACCCAACUCCCUGGGACGACGGGGCGUGGACAAGCCAACUACAUACAGACGCAGCUACACGCACGCGAAGCCGCCUUACAGCUACAUCUCGCUCAUCACGAUGGCCAUACAGAACAAUCCUACACGCAUGCUUACCUUGUCGGAGAUCUAUCAGUUCAUCAUGGAUCUGUUCCCGUUCUAUCGGCAGAAUCAACAGCGCUGGCAGAACUCCAUACGUCACUCACUGAGCUUCAACGACUGCUUCGUGAAGAUACCACGCACUCCGGACAAGCCGGGCAAGGGCUCCUUCUGGACGCUGCACCCGGACUCCGGCAACAUGUUUGAGAACGGCUGCUAUCUGCGUCGCCAGAAGCGGUUCAAGGACGAGAAGAAGGAGGCCAUACGUCAGCUGCACAAGAGUCCGUCGCACAGUAGCUUGGAGGCGACCAGUCCGGGCAAGAAGGACCACGAGGAGUCGCAUCACAUGCACCAUCACCAUCACACGAGUCGCCUGGAGCACCACCAGCACCACAAAGAGGCGGGCGGCGGCGGCGUGGCACUGGCGGGCGUCAACGUGCUAAGCGCGGCGCACAGCAAGGAUGCCGAGGCGCUGGCCAUGCUGCAUGCCAACGCAGAGCUGUGCCUCGGCCAGCAGCCGCAACACGUGCCCACGCAUCACCAUCACCAGCACCACCAGUUGCAGCAGGAGGAGCUGUCCGCGAUGAUGGCCAACCGGUGCCAUCCGUCGCUGAUCAGCGACUACCACUCGUCGAUGCAUCCACUGAAACAGGAGCCCUCCGGCUACACGCCCUCCAGCCAUCCAUUCUCCAUCAAUCGCCUGCUGCCCACAGAGUCCAAGGCGGACAUCAAGAUGUACGACAUGAGCCAGUACGCCGGGUACAACACACUCAGUCCGCUGACCAACUCACAUGCUGCCUUAGGCCAGGACUCGUACUACCAGAGUCUCGGUUACCACGCGCCUGCCGGCACCACGAGCUUGUGA
Messenger RNA from Drosophila mojavensis, 1720 nucleotides. RefSeq names its product protein fork head (gene fkh). Gene Ontology annotation, biological process: regulation of transcription by RNA polymerase II; anatomical structure morphogenesis; cell differentiation. Gene Ontology annotation, molecular function: DNA-binding transcription factor activity, RNA polymerase II-specific; protein domain specific binding; RNA polymerase II cis-regulatory region sequence-specific DNA binding. The coding region runs from base 215 to 1720 and encodes 501 amino acids. NCBI's taxonomy places the organism in Eukaryota, Metazoa, Arthropoda, Insecta, Diptera, Drosophilidae. The transcript has a single exon. The record is from RefSeq and is a predicted model, not a curated record.